UUGCGGACUUCCAAUGGAUGCCCCUUCCCCGGUCCGGUCGAUUGCCGAAACCGCAUUGCAACGUGCUCAUGGCACAAUUGCGGGAUUACUUGCACACUACAGUACCAACUCCGUUGAUGGAUGUCAGAGUAGAGGUUGUUGACCUUCACGACUACAUUGCGAAGAUCGACCGCGAGUUCAAGACACAACGCUCAUCGCCAUACGGUGCUCCCGUUCUCUUCGUCCGGAAGAAGAACAAGGAUUUGCGGUUGUGCAUCGAUUAUCGCAAGCUCAACGCGCAAACGGUCAGAAACGCCGGCCCUCUUCCACGCAUCGACGACCUUCUCGAACGGUUGGGCAGCGCCAAGUUCUUCUCCAAGCUUGAUCUCAAGUCGGGAUAUCACCAACUCGAGAUUCGGCAGGAGGACCGCUACAAGACCGCGUUUAAGACGCGAUAUGGGCAUUUCGAAUGGCUGGUUAUGCCAUUUGGCCUUACGAAUGCCCCGGCCACUUUCCAAACGGCUAUGACAACGGAGUUCGAACACAUGCUGGAUCAAUUCGUACUUAUCUACCUCGACGACAUCCUGGUGUACAGUCGGAGUUUGGAUGAGCAUGUGGAACACCUGCGCACCAUUUUGGAGCGGCUACGACAAGCCAAGUACAAAGCCAACCGCGACAAAUGCGAAUUCGCGCGGCAAGAGCUGGAGUACUUGGGACAUUAUGUGACGCCGCAAGGCAUCCGUCCGCUUGCGGACAAGAUCGAGGCCCUUCGCGUAUGGCCCGAGCCCACCAACAUCACGGACGUCCAUUCAUUCAUGGGGUUGGCGGGCUACUAUCAGCGAUUCGUCACCGGAUACUCAAGGAUUGCCGCACCUAUGACGAGAUUACAAUCGCCAAAGGUGCCAUUCGUAUUCGAUGACGACGCACGCCGGUCAUUCCAAGCACUUAAGAAGACCAUGCUCAUGGCACCCGUCCUUAGCAUUUAUGACCCCACCCUACCUACGAGAGUAACAACUGACGCUUCCGGCUAUGGCAUUGAGGCAGUCUUGGAACAACACGACGGCGACGACUGACACCCUGUGGAGUAUUUCAGCCACAAAGUGCCUCCCAUCAACUCG
This is a messenger RNA of Chara braunii, 1097 nucleotides long. The record is from the annotation of a GenBank genome assembly. NCBI's taxonomy places the organism in Eukaryota, Viridiplantae, Streptophyta, Charophyceae, Charales, Characeae.